Molecule: messenger RNA, 6430 nt
Organism: Rhineura floridana
Lineage: Eukaryota; Metazoa; Chordata; Lepidosauria; Squamata; Rhineuridae
Gene: TAB3
Product: TGF-beta activated kinase 1 (MAP3K7) binding protein 3
Exons: 7
Coding region: 443-2515 (690 amino acids)
Cellular component (GO): extracellular exosome
Molecular function (GO): ubiquitin binding
Source: RefSeq, a predicted model, not a curated record
GAGCAGGUGCCGGAAGGUUUGGUCCCUCCCCUCCCUUCUCUUCAGCCAGUCGGGCCUUUGCUAGGCAAUCCCAGUUGAAUUCCUUCUGCCUGACAGCGGGCGGGGCAGGCUAGAUUCCGGAAACCCUUCACGGCCUUGUCUAGCGGGUUGGCCCGCCCCUUCUACUCCCUCCGUCCGUGUUCUGCCGGUACCACCCGGAGACGCCCCCCUCGCUUCACGCAGACGGAAAGGGGGGCUUGUUCCACUCCCCCAAGAAGCGGCGGGGGCUUGGCCUCCUCUGCUACCACCAAUACCGGGGGCGAAUGGGAGGGAAGUGCGAGAUGGUGUUACUGGAACCGCCCCCCCCGCGAGCGAAGAUGCAAGAAGCAUCAGAAGAUCAUAACCACUGGGAAGCCUGUUGACUGCCAUUUCUUGAGAGUCCUGAGACUGACAUCAGUCUGGCAUGGCGCAGAGUAGCCAGCAACUUGACAUGCAGGUACUCCAUGACCUCCGGCAACGUUUCCCUGAGAUCCCAGAAGGGGUGGUAUCCCAGUGCAUGCUCCAGAACAACAACAACCUUGAUGCUUGUUGCCGAGUUCUUGCACAAGAGAGUAACAAAUACCUGUAUAUGGAGUACCACAGCCCAGAUGACACUCGAUUGAACAGGAAUCGCCUUCUGCAUAUUAACCUGGGCAUCCAUCCUCACACCAGCUAUCAUGGAGGGGAUGGAGCUCAACUUAAUGGUGGUCGUACACUGGUACAUAGUUCAAGUGAUGGACACAUUGAUCCACAGUGCACAGCAGGUAAACAGCUGAUAUGCUUAGUUCAAGAACCACAUUCUGCUCCAGCUGUUGUGGCAGCUUCCCCCAACUACAAUCCAUUUUUUAUGAAUGACCAGAAUAGAAAUGCAGCUACUCCUCCUUCACAACCACCUCCGCAACCUUCUUCCAUACAAUCUGGAAUGAAUACAUCUGCUAUGCAAGGCCCUCCUCCUCCUACGUAUAUGCACAUACCUCGGUAUAGCACAAAUCCUAUAACUGUUACAGUGUCGCAAAACCUCCCCUCUGGACAGACUGUACCCAGAGCUUUACAAAUUCUUCCUCCAAUUCCAAGCAAUCCUUAUGGAAAUCCUAGUUCUCUUUAUAUUAGGCAGACAUCUCAAAGUUCUUCAGGACGACAGACUCCUACUCAGAGUACACAGUGGCAUUCAUCACCACAAGGUCCAGUUCCACAUUAUAGUCCACAUCCAUUACCUGUUUAUCCACACCAACAAAACUAUCAGCCUUCUCAGUAUUCUCCAAAACAGCCCCAGAUUCCUCAGUCACCUUUUCGAUCACCACCUACUUCACAGUGUCCUUCUCCUUUUGGCUCACCUCAGCAUCAAGUUCAGCCUGCCCAGUUAGGCCAUCAAAGUUCCCAUGUGUUUAUGCCUCCUAGUCCUUCAACUGUGCUACCCCAUUCAUAUCAACAAACACCCCAGACCUAUCAAAAACCAAGUGGACACUCAGUAUCUUAUCUUCCAUAUGGUGGACCUAAUUUAUCAAAAAGCUCCAUGAACAAGAUAGAAAUUACAGUUGAGCCACCACAAAGACCUGGGACUACAAUUAAUAGGAGCCCUUCGCCUUUAAGUAACCAGCCAUCCCAAAGGAAUCAGCACCCACUGUAUGCACCUGCUACUCCUCCUUCAAGUUCUCCUUCCAGAAGUAUGUCAGGUCAGCCCAAACCACCUUAUAGUGUGAAUCCUGUAUAUAUAACAUACACACAACCAGCUGGACCUUCAGGUGUACUUACGCAGUCCCCCCGGGUCAUGGUAUCUCAGCCGAAUCCAGCAGUUUUUAAAAUCACAGUAGGUCGAGCACCAGCUGAGAACCUUUUAAAUUUAGUGGACCAAGAAGAGCAUUCUGCAGCACCAGAACCAAUUCAGCCCAUUUCAGUUGUACCAGGAUCUGGAGGUGAAAGAGGAAGCCAUAAGUACCAGAGGAGUUCCAGUUCUGGAUCAGAUGACUAUGCUUAUACUCAAGCCUUGUUGUUACACCAACGUGCAAGGAUGGAGAGGCUAGCUAAGGAACUGAAGUUUGAAAAUGAGGAGCUUGAGAAGCUUAAAGGUGAAGUGAAUGGCAUGGAACAUGAUCUUAUGCAAAGGCGUCUGAGAAGAGUGAGCUGUACAACCUCAAUCCCAACUCCUGAGGAGAUGACCAGAUUGAGAAGCAUGAACAGGCAGCUCCAGAUAAAUGUUGACUGUACACAGAAAGAAAUUGAUCUCCUUCAAUCUAGAGGGAACUUUGACCCGAAAGCCAUGAGUAACUUUUAUGAUAACAUAGAGCCUGGUCCUAUUGUGCCACCAAAGCCAUUUACAAAAGAGUUUAAAAGAAAAUCGUUCUCUGUAGACCAUCAGAGCAGUUCCAAACAAGCUCCACGAACUCAGCCAAGAGAUGAAGACUUUGAAGGAGCUCCAUGGAAUUGUAAGAGCUGUACUUUUUUGAACCACCCAGCACUGAAUCGCUGUGAGCAAUGUGAAAUGCCGCGGUAUGCCUGAAUCCAUAAAGAUCUGCUUUGGAUUAAAAACAGGCUCUUGAGGACACAGCCAUAGGAGAUGAAAACAUAGGACACCUUUCAGUAAUCCACCAGGCGUCUGUCAGCCAAUUAUUUUCAAAUUCUAAGGGAGAGAUCCCCCUUCCACUUCAUGCUGCACUAAAUAGUAGUUUGGGGGAAAAUCCCAUUGUGGUGAGCUAGACUGAAAGGAUACCCUAAAUCCAAAAUGGAUUCCUUCUGUCAAGAAUGUAAACAAAAAAGCAGAUGAUUGCUGCUGUUCUAGCCCCCUAUAAUUACAUUUGCUGGGUAGUAGCCCUUAUAUAUAUUUUUAUAAGCAUAGAACUAUUACAUUGUGGUGUGAAGUGUUACAGGUAUCCAGACAAACUGUGAAGAACCAGAUCUGAUAAUCUGGCCACAGCCACUGGAAAACAAAGACUCCUUGUGUUUCCAGAUUGUAAACUACUGAAAAAGAAGGCUUUUUUGGGGGGGAGGGGGAAACAGGAGAUCAAAGAGCAAAAGAAAAAGAUAUUUGUAAAUGCUGCUUUUUCAGGGUAAUUUAAGUCUACACAAAUGCUGUUCUGAAAUUAUGAAUCAUGGUGAGGAGGGACAAGUACUGUAUGAGCCUUAUUUAUAGAGUACAAUCAGAGGUGAUUUUACAAUCCCUUUUGCUUGUACAGUGCUCACCAAGUCAUGUUAACACUGGUAAUUAAAUAAUUAUAUCAUAUUACAGAGGAAAAAUAGUGCUGCAUGCUUUUAUUAGGCCAUUGUGUUUUAAAGCUAAAAUUACGCUUUUAUAAAUGAUGUUCCCUUAAACUGUGCUUGAUGACAUUAGAACGGACAUAUGCCAAAUGCAGAACUAUUUCAAAUUCUCUUUGGAAGACUUGAGCUCAGCCACCUUUAUGUAUGAGAAGUGUUUGCACCCUGUUCCUUAGGCCUUUUCAGCUUCAAAUUAUGUGAAGAAUUCAUGAUGUUUACAGCACAGAAGGUACUUUGUGCCCCCAUUCUGAUUUAGCUGCAAACCAGUAAUUAAUAUUAGCUCUUCAAUAAAGGUUUAUUUGCACAUUGUCAAUAAACCAGCCUGUAUUAAUUUGUAAGAGCGAUGGAUCUUAAAAAGCGUUUUUUAAAAAUUUGGUCAGUUAAAGUAAACAAAAAAUGGAACUGUACUGGUACUUUUAUGCAUCUGAUUAUCAUAAAGAGGAUGUUUGAUUUUUGUGAGUGCUAGGUUGCUGAAAUAAAGCACUCUUCUGUGAAGGUUUCUUGGUUUUGAACUUGAGUCAUUCUAAAAUAAAGUUGUGCAAGAACAGUCAGACUUUUUUCUUCACUGAUAAAACACUGGGACAAUGUUUUUAAUUUCUUACACUGUCAAAUUAUGUUGUUCUGAAUCCUUCCAGCUUUUGCGAGCAAGAGAGUUUUGCAUCUUGCCCAUGUAAAUGUUUGUCUCUCAUCUAUUGGUAUGUAGAGAUGUUAAUGGUAAAAUGUAGAGAUUGUCAAUUCAAAUUGGAAUUUAUCUGUCGUGUAAAAUCUUACUGAAACUAUAUCAAGCAGCAAGGACCACAAUGAAAUUAAAGGAAUGAGUGUUGAGAUUUAAAAAAAUAUCCUGAUUUUUACAAGCUACAAAUAUUUGGGCUUCUACUGGGAGGAAGGGUGGGAUAAAAAUCUAAUUAAUUAAUUAAUAAAAUUUCAUCCAGACAUUGAAUAUGUAAGAAUUUUGCUGUGCUAAUAAGAAAUAGCUUGUGGAAUUCUUUUUUAUAAAACAGAAAAACAAAGAUAUGAAAUAAUUUAGGUGAAAUAUUUGGUUUUUCAGUUACUCAUUAAGUUACAUCAUUAUGUCUUAAGCUGUUCAGUAACAUUUGCCAUGAUUUUAUAUUGAUCCUUUUGACUUUUUUGAACAUAAAUUCCUGUUUGGUAAUUCUUUGUGCUGCCAUUGGCAAUGAAAUUACAGUAAUCGAGUUAAGAGUAGAAGUAGCACAUUUGAAAGGUAUGUUCUACUUUUUCAUGCCCAUGUGACCUUUAUAGCUUUUGGGUGGGGAGAGCUAACUGACAAGUGUUGCAUGCAGCCUUUCACUUCUGGGUGCAAUCCACCAUAAGUGUAUGCGUUCUGGAGACAGGCAGCAUAAUUAGAAGUCUCACAGGACGUUUGAUGUAUGUACACAGCUCUAUCCUCACAAGCUUCCCCUUUCACUGUGUAAGUAGGGAAUGCUGUGCUGCACAUACGGGUUUCCUGAAUUGUGUGUACAGUAUUUUCUUAAUCAUGGGAGAUAACAGGGAAGCCAGACAUAUACACUGCAGUACUGCAUGGUGGAUCUGUGCUGUUGUUAUGGAGUCCUGUUUCAUUUUACUUAGUUUUACUUACGGAGUUUUACUUAUGGAGUAGAAAGUAAGAACAAAGCUUGUUGUGGGGGACGUGGUAACUAGUGGCCCUGUUGAUUAAAGAUGAAAAUAGUAAAGAAAUUAUUUUUCCUCUUGAAGACUUAAUGUGAGUAUUGGAUAUCAAUUUUGGAAUCCACUUAUGAGUAGGUGGCACCAACCAAAGUGGCUUUAGAUUAUGCCAGAAUAAAUGUUAAUUGCUUAAAACCAUUGGUUAAUGUGCUGAUGACCACUUGUCAUACUAAAUGCAGUUCAAUGUAUACAGCUUUAGAAUCUGCACAUCUGUGGGUGAUGUGAUUUUGAGGCCAUCGUGAAUUUUUAAAACACACUACUUUUAAUAGUAGUUUAUCCCUUCCUUGCCCAUGGUACUUGGGUCGAUACAGAGGGUAAUCUCUUGGGAUGUUAGAUACUCGAGACUGUGUUGAGGUUCUCCAAAAUACUUCUGUGUAUGAAUGCCUAUUUUAUAUUAAACUGCUCUUACAAGGAUUUGCUUUCACAUAUAAAAUACAAAAGCUUCUCCAAGUUUUACUCAAUAAAAUAGCUUGUGGAAAAGUUGGAAUAUAGCAAACCAAAAUUAAAUCCUAUUUUUGGAUAUAUGAUAUUGCUAUCAAGCUAGCUUGUUUGUGUAGGAAGUAAGGGGCUAAGAAAGUGAAGAGAAAAUGUUUUGUGGAAUAUAUCAAGUUAAGAAGGGUGUUUGUGUGUCUGUGGUAUGUAUGUUUUUCCUGUUUUUAUGGCAGAUGUGCGAAGCAAGUGUAUUUUUUAAAGAGCUGGUCUCAGGUAUGCUAUUAAGUCAUGUUUUGUCACAUUGUGUUGUUUACGUACCCUUCCUUCAUUACUCCCACUCCUUUGAUUGCAAAUCUCUUUAAAAUUACUUGGAUUGACAGACAUAUUGAAGACAAAUAUUUUAAAAAGUUUAAAGAUGAUUAACUUUGCUGGCUAAUGGGAUUGUGAGCUUGGCUUGAUAAGCUUUUUAACACAAGAAAAAACUGUAGCAGUCUGAAAUAGGAAAUCACUUUAAAGUAUAGUAUGAAGUAGCCUGCUGGGCUUUCAGUUGCUGUUACUACUCAGAUGCUGUGAGUCUCCAGAGAGAUUAUGUGCACAAUGCUGCAUCUGUGUGCUAUCUGUUUAUCCAAAUGUUCAAACUUGCCAUGCGUUUGGGCUAGAGGCAUCUUGUUUCUGUAUCAAUGAGAGGGCUUUUUAUUUUGAAAUCAUCAGAGGUCAGAGUUAGUGCAAUACUCUUAAUUUCAAAAGACCUUUGAACAAUACUUUUUACAUUGUUAUUUGUGACCAAGCCAAUGUAUCUAAUCUAUACUUUCUGCUCUGUUGAAAACCUGUUAAUUUUUUUCACUAUAAAACAAAACCAUGAUCUUUCUAAAUCCUGUACAUAGGGUGUAUCUUACAUUCUAAAUUUAUGUAUGCUGUGAAUGGAAACAAUUAUUGCAAGAUAAAAAGUGUAAAGGCCUUAAGUGGCUGUGCAUGCAUGGUACCUCCAAAUGAUAUAUAUUGGGAGCUGCAGUUUCCUUUAAAAAAUCAAUAAACUAAGAAAAUUUAA